Molecule: messenger RNA, 3045 nt
Organism: Laccaria bicolor S238N-H82
Lineage: Eukaryota; Fungi; Basidiomycota; Agaricomycetes; Agaricales; Hydnangiaceae
Exons: 10
Coding region: 1-3045 (1014 amino acids)
Source: RefSeq, a predicted model, not a curated record
AUGGCCAGCUUCUCGCCGACUGAGCGAUUCUGUGCACUGAAAUGCGUCGAAGCCGUCGAUAGUCGUAUGGUCCGAGAACACUCGCAGCAGGGCGGCCACAAAUUAGGGUGGUCAUUGUUCCAGGAAGCGCUCAAGAGGAACAAUGGUAGAGAAGUUUACCAAGGUAACACGGCCCUACAAGGCUGCGGCUCUAUUUCUGGCCAGACCAGCAUUCUUUGCCACCGGACUCCUUGCUUUUGCACCUCCACCUUGACCUUCAUUCACUCUUUUUCCCUUUUUCUUAUUCUCAAUCUUUUUGUUGCGUCUGCUGUUGCACAAUCUUCAGUUUCUGUUGUUUGCGUUGCGGGGCAAUGCUUGCAAGGUUUUUCUAAUGUCACAAUCGGUGCAAAGGUGUCUGCUCCUGGUUUGCCUGUGACCGUACAACUCCUUCCGGGACAAUACACAUCUACAACGAACCCACAACUCUUACACAACCUCCUCACCUCUUCUUCCACGACGUUGACACCGUCAGCCGGGUUUUCAAACUCCACCACCAUCUCCUCCCUCCCACUAAACCUCGCCCUUAAUGCUGGUCUCGCCAUCUACUCGCAGCCCCUCUAUGCUGGCCAAGCCGGCUUCUCUCCGCUGGCAGCGUCACCAGCCGCCAAUACAUCCACCCCACUCACUGCGAGCUCUUUAGCUCUCUCCAACAACGUUUGGGCAGCCGCUCAGGCGUCUGCACCUCCUCAGGAACCUGCAGCUGCCCCACCGGCUUCACCGGUUCCUCCUGCGAAACUUGCGCUCAGGGAUUUUUUGGUCCACAAUGUCAAGCAUGCCCAGCAGGAUGCCCAUCCUGCGACCAGGGCAUCACAGGUUCCGGUCGGUGUCUCGUCCCCAUCCUCCCUUCCAACGCACCCUCCACAUUGUGGGUCCACAGGACAAUGUGCGUGCAACCCUGGAUGGACCACUUCUUCCAACGGCACCGCGUGCGCGCAGUGCUCGCCAGGGUUUUUCCUCACGUCUACGGGGGACUGCCAAGUUUGCGCAGUAGGUUGCACGCAGUGCGCCGAUGGCACGGGGGUGUGCAUUGCUUGCAAAAACGGGUUUACUCAGGACGCGAACGAUAAGACGAAGUGUGACGCUGUGCCUAGUGUAACGACGUCCAACACUCUUUGUCCAGAUGGUAGCUUCGGAAAUGGCGCGACUUGCGCGGCGUGCUCGUCGACGUGCUUGACGUGCUCCGGGCCAACGUCUAAUGAUUGCAUUAUCUGCGCGACUGGGCAGUAUUUGUUCAAUGGGAACUGCGUCAGUGCGAACAGUAAUGGGCCUGUGGGGCUAAAUGCACAUCAUGCGCCAUCCCAAAUUUUAGUGUCGCCUCUACAGUCAACCAACUACAAUGCACAGGAUGCCUUCCUGGCUUCGUUCUCUCCCAAGGCCGUUGCGUGCAAAGCUUGGUUGCUUCCUCCCUCACAUGACUUCACGCUAAACCUUAUUGCCAAUAUAGCAUGCUCCUCUUCAUGUGGAACCUGCGCAGGCUCCGCUGACUUCUGCCUAACCUGCACCUCAAACCUCCUCGCCUCCAACGGAAAAUGCGUAUCCACCUGUCCCUCUGGCACAUUCUCUUCCUCCAACUCCUGCCUCUCCUGUCACGCAGACUGCGCCACCUGUUCCGGGUCCUCAUUCACCCAAUGCUCGACUUGCCCACCAAACCGCCCCGUACUAGCCAACGGGAGAUGCCUGCCCACAUGCAGCAAAUCCCAAUACUUUGACAAAACGUCCUCGUCGUGCCUGACAUGCGACUCGUCGUGCUCGAGCUGCUCUGGGUCUGGGCCCGCGAAUUGUCUAGGGUGUGCAAGCUCUAGUCAGGUGUUGCGUGCUGGGACCUGUGUAGCUGCGAAUUGUAGCGCACAAUCUAGCGUUAUACCUGGCUUGGGCGUGUGUCUAUCCGACCUUGUCCGCGUCCCCUCUUCGUCUGGCUCGCCAGCCGCUAUGCCCAGUAUCACGGGCCUGUCGAACCCUACAACUCAGCUUACUGGAAGGCGGGCACUUGCAUGGUGGGAGAUCUUGCUCAUGGCGCUUGGGUGUGCGUUCAUCUUUUUACUUGUGCUCGUGUUGUGGAGGAGGAAGGCGAGGAAGCAAAGGGCGAAAGCGACGCUGAUGUUUGCACAUACGAAGCGGUUGGAUGGGAUGCAUCAGGGGUGGAGGUGGAGGGUUAAGAGGUUCUUUGGUGGUGCGCGUGGGGGUAGGGGGAGGAGGGAGGAAGCAGAGGUGUUGCCUGUUGCCUAUAAUCACCAUGAACUGCAGCAACAGCAUACACCGCGUCCUGUGAGUCUCGUUUCGGCUGCGGAUGUGAGGACUGGCAAGAAGGAGAUGGAGGACGCGAAGAGACGGCUUCUUUCGAUGGACAGAAAGAAGAUGGACGCGCUGCGUGCUGGGUUGAAGGCUAAGAAGAUGAAGUCCCAGAAGAGGGAGACGCUGGACGACGUUAUUGAUGCUUAUGCUUAUUAUCAUGGAUCUUCUCGGGCACCCUCCACUCUGGCACCAUCCAGGUUGAGCCAGGCUCCAUCUGCGCUUCCUGGGUUGGAUGAUAACCAUCGAGGAGGACGUCGGAUAGAGCGCGAUUCGCUGUUUUCUGAGCUUAUGGGCGUGCCGAGGCGGACUGCUGAACCACGGCAGCCUGUCAAGGAUUGGGAUACUACCCGAUACUCUGCCAGUACGCUUGGCCAGCGUGAGGAGGUUUUGGUCGAUCUGGAGAAGGAUUAUGAUGAGCUGCCGCCUCAGAUUCCUCCGUUGCAGAUGAUGAGCAAUCCUUUUGGUGUCCAUACUUCGACGAGGUCGCCUACGGAGGCCCAGAAAAUUGUUAUUGCUGCUCGACCUGGGUUGCUGGCUUCUCCACCUGCUUCGACGACUCUACCUGGACCCUUUUCAAUGACUGCACACGAGAUGCCGGUGCCACUACACCAGGGAGGCUUUUGGCCCCCGCAGCAACCGGAAAUCAACAGUGUCGUCAUACAACCAACACAUACCGGUACCCCACGCAACCCGUUCCGGAUAGGGACCUUUUAG